AUUUUAUUACUUUUUUUAUAACCGUUUCAGGUCCGUCGACUUCGUUAGCCUGUGCUCUGGCAACUGACAAUCAAUUCGGAGGGAAAGAACUACUCUCCUUUAUAUUUAGUACUGUGCUAACUUAUAUGGUCCCAUGUAUUCUACUUGUAUUCAUCAAUUCAAUCAUUCCGAUUAAAUUAAUUAGUAUUAAAACACGUCGACGUAUACUUUGUAAGAGAGAAGAUACACAUGCACAUUUAAUCAAUUGGACUAGUAAUGGAAAGUCAAGUAUUACACCACAUAAUGAUCCAACCUCACCAACUAAAGCAUUAGCAUCUGCACUGGCUACAAUGUUGCUAAAGCGUAGACGACAUACUAUUCUAGAAGAUCGUAAAGAACUUGGACGAGUUGUAGCCUUGUUAUUAUUAUCAUGCUUUUAUUUAUGCUUUACAUUUCCAGUGAGUAUAAGUUUAACAAUACGUGCUAGUUUAAAUGAUCAACAUGACAAAUGUGUACAUACACUAUAUGCACACUUAUCAAGACUGUUGACGUCUAUAAAAGAUAUUAAUUAUGCACUGAAUGGUUAUACAUAUGCACUAUUUUUUCAAUUUUAUCGUCAUAAAUUACUACAAAUUUUUACCUGUAAAUUCACUACUUCUGCUAAUAAUAAUACUCACUAUACUCGUCGUGAUGGAAAUACAGCGACUUGUUCAAGGAAUAAUAGACGACAAUCAUCAUCGACCACGUGAAAAAUUAACGCCGGAAGAUAGUGAGAAUAAAAAUGAUAAUAUUAAGAUGAAAAAUUUAAGUUUUUACAAUCCUAUCAAGUAAAGAACAAAUCACAUCACUUUUGUUUCACAUUGAACCCAUUGAACACUGAAGACCAUGCCAGCAUACUCGCCGCGAAAAUUGACCAAUCAGUUGUUUGUAUAAAAAUGGAAAUCUAAAAUCUGUAGGCACAAUAAAAUCGUAUGAACUUUUCUGUGAUGUAUUGACAGUGUACUUUAAAUUGUAUUGCAUUAAACCCACUUUAUGAUUCUUCUUCUUCUUUCACAUGAUUUCGUUCAAAGACGAAUUAUCUCACUUUUGUUGUGUGUUCUUUCUACCUCUAAUAGUGUGCAAUUUAGAAAAUAUUUAUUUACUUAUUUAUAUAUGUGAAUCUGUAAACGCAUUUCUCCUCUUUUUUGUUUGAUAAACAAACAUAUUUUUGGGCAAAAAUUUCUUUUCAAGAAUUUUUACAGUUUUGUAAGAGACUUAUACUAGAGUUCACUAACAUUACAAAUAUAAGAAUAAUAAUCCAAGUCAAUAGAGUGUUAAAUAACAAUAUAUUGCCAAAAAUGCAGUGACGAGUUAUAUCAACAAAAAGGAUUACUUGGACAUAAAGUCUAAGUCCUCUGCUACAAAUUAUUUAUAUAAUCCACGGGUACGUUAAUUGUUUGGGUUGCGUCUGCUGUAGCUGCUGUGUUCCGGUUGUAGAAAUGUCUUCGGUUGAGAGUAGUAGACUGCUACAAUAAAUCUGAAGUAUACAACACGGUGUGAGUUGAGCAAGUAAGCAGAAAUAACCAGGGAGAAGACGAAGUCUCCAACAACAGAGUGUAUUUUUCAAUUGUCCUCGGAAGUUAUGUAUAUUUCAACAAGAAGCGUUUUAAACAAAAAUUAUGUACAAUAUCUCGAAUUUCUACAAAUAACCAAAAAGUGUACAAUCACAUUGUUACGUACUCCACACGGCUCCCCCCCUAGAGGUCCGGAGAGACAACCGGAAAAUGAUAAGUAAAACUGUGAAGUAAAUAAUAAUUGUAAUAACAAUUUUUGGAUAAAAAUAGGGAUAUAUUACAACAUGCAUAAACGCGAG
This is a messenger RNA of Trichobilharzia regenti, 1831 nucleotides long. The record is from the annotation of a GenBank genome assembly. NCBI's taxonomy places the organism in Eukaryota, Metazoa, Platyhelminthes, Trematoda, Strigeidida, Schistosomatidae.